Messenger RNA from Plodia interpunctella (Indianmeal moth), 1791 nucleotides. RefSeq names its product noisette (gene noi). Lineage: Eukaryota; Metazoa; Arthropoda; Insecta; Lepidoptera; Pyralidae. The transcript is spliced from 11 exons. Bases 228 to 1736 code for a protein of 502 amino acids. Gene Ontology annotation, biological process: mRNA splicing, via spliceosome. Gene Ontology annotation, molecular function: RNA binding; zinc ion binding. The record is from RefSeq and is a predicted model, not a curated record. Gene Ontology annotation, cellular component: spliceosomal complex; nucleus.
GCUCGUUCGUUCGUUCGUUGUCUAUACCGUCAUGAUACCGUCAGGCUCCGUGCUCCGUUUCCGUUUGUGAUUGUGAUAUUACCUAUUAUUUUUAUUAUAUGUAUUCAUGACAAAGGAGUAUUCAAGUUUAGUUUGUGUAUCAAUCGAUUAGUUCGCGAUCUUCUGAUCAGGUCAAGUAACGAGACGAACACUAUUUAAUUAUAUUAUAUGCAGAAGUAAAGACCACUAUGGAUACAAUUUUAGAACAACAACGAAGUUAUCAUGAAGAGAGAGAGCGUACCAUGGACGCUAUGGUCAAAGAAAUACUACAUAAGAAAACAGGUCAUCGUGAAACAAUCAAUGCUGACCAUCGUUUGAAAAAUCUGCAUGACAGAUAUAUUGAAGCUACUAUACAAUUGAAGGAUCUAUAUGAAGAUAAAGAUGGUCUCAGAAAAGAAGAAAUUGCGGCUCUGUCGGGUCCAAAUGAGUUCCAGGAAUUUUAUGCCAGGUUGAAGCAAAUUAAAGAGUUUCAUAGGAAACAUCCCAAUGAGAUAUGUGUGCCAAUGUCUGUUGAAUUUGAAGAAUUGGCAAAUCUGCGAGAAAAUCCGGCUGAGGAUUACACAACUCCAGUUGAGUUUACUGAUGAGGAAGGCUACGGAAAAUACUUGGAUUUGCAUGAAUGCUAUGAAAAAUAUAUAAAUUUAAAAGGCAUAGAGAAAGUAGACUACAUAACCUACCUCAGUAUUUUUGACCACCUGUUUGACAUUCCAAGGGAACGUAAGAACGGCGAGUACAGAAACUACAUCCGGGCCUUGCUCACGUAUCUGAAGGACUUUGUCAGUCGAGUGAAGCCGUUGCAGGAUCAGGCCCAAGAAAUGGCUCUCGCUCAUCAAGAGUUUCUGAAGCAAUGGGAAGCGGGCACUUUCCCGGGUUGGCCAAAAGAAACGGGAGGCGCUUUGACAAAUGUUGGCGCCCACUUGGAUCUGUCAGCUUUCUCGUCCUGGGAAGAGUUGGCCUCUUUGGGUCUGGACAGAUUGAAGUCUGCCCUCAUGGCUCUUGGUCUAAAGUGUGGCGGGACCUUAGAAGAGAGAGCACAAAGGUUAUUCAUUACAAAAGGCAGAACUGCUUUGGAUAAGUCGCUGGUGGCAAAGAAAGGUGGCAACAAGGCUAAGGCAUCCACUCAGCAAAGGCAUAAGGACAUUGCUGCCAUUGAAGCACAAGUUUACAGAUUCGCGCACAUAGUGAGCGGCAGCCGGUCCAGCACGAUAGAGAACGUGACGCGGCGCGCGGCGCGCGCAGCCGGCGAGCGCCGCGACGACAGCGACGGCGACAGCGACGCCAGCGCCGCGCCCGACCCCGACUCCGACGACGACGACGUGCCCUACAACCCCAAGAAUCUGCCGCUCGGCUGGGACGGCAAGCCAAUCCCAUACUGGCUGUACAAGCUGCACGGGCUGAACAUAAGCUACACCUGCGAGAUCUGCGGCAACUACACGUACAAGGGCCCGAAGGCGUUCCAGCGGCACUUCGCCGAGUGGCGCCACGCGCACGGCAUGCGGUGUCUGGGCAUCCCCAACACGGCGCACUUCGCCAACGUCACGCAGAUCGAAGAUGCUCUUGCUUUAUGGGAGAAAAUUAAACACCAGAAAGAAAGCGAGAGGUUUGUCGCCGAAAAUGAUGAAGAAUUUGAAGAUUCUCAAGGCAAUGUGGUGAACCGUAAGACUUAUGAAGAUUUGAAACGUCAAGGGCUUCUGUAAUACAAAUUAUAAGAAAAUAAAUGUAUGUUCUUUAAAAUAAAUUAAGUGUGACAUA